UUCGCACAUCGCCCGAGCCCGGAUGCGAGGGGGGGGGGGGGUCCCUCGGCACGGGCUGCAGCCGUCGCCCGAACGCCCCCCUGGCAGCGGGCUGCGGCCUAAGGCCGGCCGGGGGAUCGUGACUGCCCCCCGCGGCCUCCCCGAGAAGCGAGGCCGGCCCGUCUGGAGGGUCCCGGGCGGCGGCGCGGCCCCUUUAAGAGCGCAGCGCGGGAAAAGCGGGGGCGGGGCUUAGCCGGCCCGCGAAAGUGGCCACUUUGUAUCCGCGGCGGUAGCAGCAGCAGCGGCGGCGGCGGUCGAGAUGGCGCAGCUCCGCCUGACCCGCUUCUUCCCGCAGAGCAAGGCCGGCCGGGAGCAGCCGCGGGGCGCCAAGCGGCGGAAAGGGGCGGCGGGGGAGCCGGGGCUGGAGCCGGAGGGCGACUGGGCCGGCCCCGCUGAGCAGAAGCCGCGGCUGGGUCCGCCCGGGACUCCGCUCGCCUCCGCACCCCCGCCGGCCGGGCCGCCCAGCAGGAAGAGGCGCCGCUCGGAGCCCGAGAUGGAAGCGGAGCGGAGCCCCGUCGCCCCGCAUCGCCGCCCGCCCAAAGGGGGCGCCAGGAAGAGGCUGCUGAUGCCCCCGGAGGAGGAGACGGCGGUCUCUGCCUGCCCCUCAUCCACAGCAGCUCUGGCGCCCGCCAGCCCCUCCUCCCUGGAUAAGGAAGCCAAGGAGCUGGUGAACAAGAUUCUCUCACCUGGCUUGAAGUUGGGGGGGACCUCGGGGGCUGUGGCUGGUCCAGAGGAGAAGGAUGCACCCCAAAAGCAGCACCUGGAGCUGAAGAGCCGUCUGGGCAAGAUCCAGAGCCUGGUGCAGAAGAUCAAGGGCGGAACUGCCCACCUGGAAUCUGAUGGCGACCUAAAGGGCCGAUUGGAACGGGCCCGGCUGCUGGAAUCCCAGAUCCGCCAGAGGAAACUCUCCCCACAAGAGGGGAGGAAGGACCUGGCACCCACAGCAGAGACCAGUGAGAAGGUGCCGGCCUAUCAGCGCUUCCACACCCUCGCCCAAGAUGUGCCCCCCGGUCUGCUCCUGCCGUACAAAUACAAGGUGCUGGCCGAGAUGUUCCGCAGCACAGACACCAUCGUGGCGAUGAUGUUCAACCGCUUGGAAGCGGUCACCUUUGCCAAGGUCAAGCAGGGCGUGCAGGAGAUGACACGCAAGCGCUUUGAAGAACGGCACUUGGGGCAGAUGAAGACGGUGUACCCAGGUUCUUACGUCCUGCGCCAAGAGAGAAACAUCCCUACCUUUGGUGGACCGGGGAAGCAGGGCGCCUACCAGCUGACUAUCGAGCCAGAGCUGGGAACAGGUGGGUCUGGGCAGGCGGCCCCCUGCUUUCACAAGCCCUUUGUGUGA
Molecule: messenger RNA, 1381 nt
Organism: Notechis scutatus (mainland tiger snake)
Lineage: Eukaryota; Metazoa; Chordata; Lepidosauria; Squamata; Elapidae
Source: RefSeq, a predicted model, not a curated record